This is a messenger RNA of Laetiporus sulphureus 93-53, 1734 nucleotides long. RefSeq lists its product as uncharacterized. The transcript has 4 exons. Bases 133 to 1650 code for a protein of 505 amino acids. NCBI's taxonomy places the organism in Eukaryota, Fungi, Basidiomycota, Agaricomycetes, Polyporales, Laetiporaceae. Gene Ontology annotation, molecular function: protein binding. The record is from RefSeq and is a predicted model, not a curated record.
GUCUUCAAAGUGCUCCCACCAGUGGAAUCAUUGUACUUGCUGGUCACGAAUCUAACAUUUACUCAGCCGGUUCGCUACAUCCUCCAGCCGAAUACAGAAUUUUGAGACUUUCCAGAGAUACUGACACUAAGCAUGAUUCCAGAACUACCCUUGGAUGUGAUCAGCAUUAUCAUGGGCAACCUGAAAUGGACCGACUCAGUGGCGUUGUUUCACUGCGCCCUCACUUGUCGUGACUGGCACUCCCUCGCCCAAGACUACCUUCCAUACUCCCUCGAGCUGACCAGUGCUUCCCAAUUCGAUGAUUUGUCGCACCUCAUGGUUCGCUCCGGCCGUCGGAGCCAUGCUGGCUUCGUGAAGUUUUUGCGGAUCAUCGCCCAUCUCAUACCACACGUGUUUGGUCAUUCUUUCAAGAGGAUCCAGACGCUCAAUUUACAAGACAUUGACUGGCAGACAAACCCGCUGCUCCAUCCGGGUUUCUUCACCUCGAUGGCACAAUUCAACCUCGUGACACAUUUGGGGUUAUAUGCUUGUCGUUUCUGUGGCCUGCAAGAUCUUCGACGUAUUCUGUGUGCAUUCCCUCAGCUGGAAACUCUAACGUUAGAUUACAUUUCCUGGAUUCCAGCCACAAGACAUCCAUCAAGUCCAGGAACCAUCCUUUCCAACAUGUCUGCGUGCAGUGCACGGACUCUAAUACUUUCACAGGGUUAUGAUCGUAGCAUGGAUUGCUUCUCGCAAGCUGACUUCCUAAUGCUCAUUUCAAAACUGCUUCUAUCAGUAGAGGCUGUGGAGCUUUGGAUUACCUCUACCAUGGACCUCAGUGGCAUCCUGAUUCUUCUUCGCAGCUUCCCCUGCGUCACCAAAUUGUCCGUCGUAGAACUCUUUCAGAAACCGGAGCACCUGCAGCAGAUGGUGCUGCCACCUACUUCUGCUCCGGAACCUCCCAUCCACCGAAUCCAGCUUGCACAAUUAAGACUCGAGAGUGACGACACGAACUUCUUUGCGACAUCGGUUGAAUGCUUUAUCGACGCAUUCGCCCCUGGAGGACUCACUAGAUUAGCUAUAUUCCACUCUGGACUGGCAACAUCUCUUGGCUGUCAUCUUGACAUGCUGAUGCGAACGUUUGGAAACUCUCUUGAAUCAUUGACUGUUAUUGGGUCCGGGAUUUUUGAGGUUGCGCAACUCAGCCUCGCUCCUUGUACCAGCCUAACUAGUCUCAGUCUUGACGUAUGGUCCGACCACACGUGGCACACGCUAUGGAAGAGUGUAGCGGAGAUUCUCUUUCACAUCACGAGCGCUCAGCUACAAGAACUUUGGAUCCGCUUAGACUCAGGAUCCCGCAUGGAGUACCUAUCUGAUCCCGAUGUAGCUGCCCGCUUCUUCGAUGAGCUCGAUAUGCUCAAUGUGUCUGGCAUUGAUCAUGUCAUCGAUCGUGAAAAAUUCUCUCAGCUAGAGCUAGUCGAAAUUCAGCUUGGGCCAUUCCAUGAGACAGGGGAGAGCACCAAUCAUAAAGUGGAGGCACAUGUGCGCCGCGUAUUCUCAGCGUGGGAUAUCUGGACAUCAAACGCAAUUACUUUGAUGAUGAGGAAUAUUAAGAGGAAUCCGCGACGCAUGAUCCUUUUCGGUGGUGGUGUCUUCCUAUUGUCCCCCUGAACCCCUGUGUAUAUGCGUGGCCAAACUCUUCUUUCAGUCAAGCUAUUCCCUCCCUUGCUACCUCUUCUGAACAACACAUCACUG